UUGCCCAUCUUUCUGCUAGGGUCUGUUGAAGAACUCAAGGUCUCUUCCUCAAGCUCCAACUUCGAUUUCUUUCCGAUCUUCUCCUGCAUAUCUCAGCCGCACAAAGCCCUUGUCAAUUCGAUCUGCUUCAAUCGAAGGUUUCGACCCAAAUCAUCAACGACGUGUUUGGGCUUUGAUCUAAGACUACAAAACCCUGUUUACAGGUUUCGACCCAAACCAUCAGCGGCGUGUUUGGGCUUUGAUCUAAGACUACAAAACCCUAGUGGAAAGGCGAUAAAAGGGUUUGGAGAGAGAGAGAGAGAGAGAGAGAGAGAGAGAUGGCGGAGGAAGUUGUACUGGGCUUCCUCGAGAAGAAUGAUGAGAUCUCAGACUCAGGUGAGUUUGCUUCCGAACGUGGAAUUGAUCAUCAAGAACUCACCAACAUCAUCAAGAGCCUUCAUGGUUUCAGAUUUGUCGAUGCUCAGGACAUUAAGAGGGAGAGAUGGGUACUUACUGAGGAAGGGAGAACAUAUGCUGCUGCUGGAUCACCUGAAGUACAAGUUUUCUUGGCCAUACCACCAGAGGGUAUUUCACCGGAAGAAUUGCAGAGGAAAAUGGACCCAGCGGUUUUCAAAAUAGGUCGCUCACAAGCGAUAAAGAAUCAAUGGUUGGAGAUGGGAAAGCAAUUAGUCACCAAAAAGGUUCAAAAUGUGCAAGAUAACGUUAAAGAUAUGCUUACACGGGUACAAAAUGGAGAGGUCAUUGACCCAAAAGAAAUUGAUGCUCUUAAACGGCGAAAGCUCAUUGCUCCACAGACGUGGAAGGGCUACUCGGUAAGGAAAGGUCCUAACUAUGCUCCAAAAUGGAAAAAAUUUGCCACCGAUUUGACUCGAGAUAAUCUGCAAAGGGGUGAUUGGAAGGAUAUGGAAUUCAAGGAAUAUAACUUCAGUGCUAAAGGUCAGCCUAUUGAAGGUGGCCAUCUCCAUGCAUUGCUCAAGGUACGACAACAAUUCAAGAUGAUUUUUCUUCAGAUGGGAUUUGAGGAGAUGCCCACGAACAAUUUUGUUGAAAGCAGCUUCUGGAAUUUUGAUGCACUGUUCCAGCCACAACAACAUCCUGCCCGUGAUUCUCAUGAUACAUUCUUCCUGCAAGUUCCUCCCACGACGAAGUUUCUUCCUGAAGAUUAUGUUGAGCGGGUGAAGCGUGUUCAUGAGUUUGGUGGCUAUGGGUCCAGGGGUUAUGAAUAUGAUUGGAAAAGGGAGGAGGCAAACAAAAACCUUCUGCGAACUCAUACAACUGCUGUUUCCUCAAGGAUGCUUUACCGGCUUGCACAGGAAGGUUUUGCUCCCAAAAAGUACUUUUCUAUAGAUCGUGUAUUCAGAAAUGAAGCUGUGGAUCGAACUCACCUUGCAGAGUUUCACCAGAUAGAAGGGCUCGUAUGUGAUCGAGGACUUACUCUUGGCGACUUAAUUGGAGUUUUCAAUGACUUUUUUUCUCGUCUUGGUAUGUCCAAGCUGAAAUUCAAGCCUGCUUACAAUCCAUACACUGAACCCAGCAUGGAAAUUUUUGGUUAUCACGAAGGCCUAAAGAAAUGGGUGGAAAUUGGAAAUUCUGGCAUGUUUAGACCUGAGAUGCUGCUUCCGAUGGGACUCCCAGAAGAUGUUCGGGUUAUUGCAUGGGGCCUUUCCCUAGAAAGACCAACCAUGAUAUUGUAUGGGAUUGAUAACAUACGGGAUCUCUUUGGUCACAAGGUGGAUCUUAGUCUCAUCAAGAAAAACCCUCUAUGUCGAAUUGGAAUAGAGUAGAAUGGGGUGGUGUUUUUCCCUCAUAUUUAUAUCA
Molecule: messenger RNA, 1818 nt
Organism: Camellia sinensis
Lineage: Eukaryota; Viridiplantae; Streptophyta; Magnoliopsida; Ericales; Theaceae
Source: RefSeq, a predicted model, not a curated record